This is a messenger RNA of Protopolystoma xenopodis, 579 nucleotides long. The record is from the annotation of a GenBank genome assembly. Lineage: Eukaryota; Metazoa; Platyhelminthes; Monogenea; Polystomatidea; Polystomatidae.
AUGAAUCUUCCAGUAAAGCCAAUCGACAGCUGGUCAAGAGGCUCCGUCGCUGGUCGUCUUCUGGUGGAACCGACCUUCGAAUCUCUUCACCCAACACUUCCACUCGAAAUGGAAGGCCGUCGUCUUCUGGUGGCACUGACCAUUGAAUCCCUUCACCCAACACUUUCACUCGAAAUUGAAGUAAGCUACCGUCGUCUUCUGGUGGAACCGACCUUCGAAUCUCUUCACCCAACACUUUCACUCGAAGUGGAAGUAAGCUCAAGUCGUCUUCUGGUGGAACCGACCGUCGAAUCGCUUCACUCAACACUUUCACUCGAAAUGGAACCACGCUUUUGCCAAGCUGGUCUCAAGAACCGUUUUGCUGGUCCGGAAACUUGGUUGUCGGAAGCUCGUCCAUGUACACCAUUACCAGGGCAACCAGAGGCGGCGACAAAAUGGCAGACGCUCCUUGCAGACAGUACUUCUGAUCCUAUCGACCUGUAUUUGCUGUCUGCAUCGACCAGACAAGUUGCUAGAAGCAACUUGCCUCAGAGACGUCACCUCGAACAACCGGCACAGCGAUUGCACCGCUUAAAUUAG